Molecule: messenger RNA, 7342 nt
Organism: Fukomys damarensis (Damara mole-rat)
Lineage: Eukaryota; Metazoa; Chordata; Mammalia; Rodentia; Bathyergidae
Gene: Arhgef4
Product: Rho guanine nucleotide exchange factor 4
Exons: 14
Coding region: 3-5666 (1887 amino acids)
Biological process (GO): intracellular signal transduction
Molecular function (GO): guanyl-nucleotide exchange factor activity; protein binding
Source: RefSeq, a predicted model, not a curated record
AAAUGAACCGUAGCUGUCUGCUUCGUAUGGGAGAAGAGCCGAACAUCCUAGUGUUUGGGGCUUCGGGUCAUUACAGCAAUGGAACAAUUAGGAAGGACCUGGCCUGUGACAGAAUCCCAGAAACAGCCACCCAGCUGCCAGGUGAAGGUGCCAUCGAAGAUAACCCACUUCUCUCACCCCCCGAAGAACAAGAGGAGCCGGAAUGGAGCCGGGAAAUAGACCAUGAUGACUUUGAGACCCUGUCCCAUCAGAGCGAAAGUCAAUCAGACACAAAACACGACCUCUUUGAAACUGCCUCUGACACAGGGUCCCUGCCCAUCGAACCUACUUGGGCUGCCUGCUUCCAUCCAAAUGGCCUUUCCACAGACAGAGAAGCAGGGUGCAGUUGGCCCGAUGUCCCAGCAAUUAGGCCAUCCCGGGACCAGCAUUCACCCUGUGACCCUGGACUUGUUGCAGAGGAAGAAUUAGAUUUGUCCCCCAGCAUUAAGGAAGAGUCUUACAAAAAUGACUUGUAUGCCUUGGGUGCAGUUGCUGGGAAUGAAGCAAAAGAACCCAUCUGGGACUGUGUGACCAGGCUGGAGCGAGAAUCUGUGCCAUCAGGGUGCUCCUCGAAGGCUUCCUCUGGCAGGUGCAGUCCCCACCUCACACAGAAAGUGUCUGGUCAAGACCUCAGGGGGCUUCCUGGUGCUUCUCUUCAGAAAUCCAGUUCUGAGAGCUAUCUGGACACCCCUGUGGUCUGGCCUUUGCUCCUGCAGCGCUGUGAGCUAAGUCAGAGCUGGCCACAGACCCACUGCAGGGCCAGGGCACCACAGCUACCUCAUGUAGGCUGGCUGGACUGCACAGUCUCCCUGCAGACCGGGACGAAGAAAGGAGGUGCUCCAGUCACUGACGCGGACGCGGCCUCACUCUGGGCCCAGCCCUACUUGGGUGCCACUUGCCAGCCUUCUCUGGGCACAGCUUGCCUCUUAUAUGCCAAGCAUCACCUCAGUACCCCAGGAGAUAUUGGUGAUAAUUGCAGGGCACCCCCAGGGCACCACUGUCAACACAGGACACUGACCAAGGCCCAUUCCAUAGCAGGGCUUCCCUUAGGCUCUCUGGAGUGUUCCGUGGGGCAGAACUGUGUGGGAUUUGGGACUCCAAUAAGGGAAAGGAUAGAAACCGAUCAGGAUCCAAGAAUACAGGGCCCGCUUUCCCCUGCACCCACGCAGCUGUUUCACUUACUCUGUGAUUCUCAAAGCAGGUCUCAUUUGCAGGCCCAGUACAGACGCAGUGGGUAUAGCUCGAAAAGGGCUUCUCAGGACACACCUUUGGAAGGUCUCCUGCAGGAAAACCAGUCAAGACAGGAUUCCAGGUCAUGCCCAGCUGCUCCAUUUGUGACUUCAGACUUGAUGAGGAUUGGCGCUCCAGAGGAAGUGCCCAGGCCUGCCGAGUGCAAGCUGGAACACAGCACAGAAAGCAGAUACCAAGAACCCCAAGGCACUUGCCCAGCACCCUAUCCUGCUGACUUGAGCAGCAAACAUAAUCACCUGCAGGUGGUUGCUGUCCAGGCAGGAAACCAAACCAGUAAUUGCACAUCAAAGUAUCUUCCCACUGCUAGAAGAAAGCUGCCCAGGAGGGCCAGCUUCCCAGGACACUGUGAUGGUGCAGUCAGGGUAGGGAGCAGAGAUGGGACGGGCUGCUGGGAAGUGGGUGACAGCUCAGACGCCCCAGAGACGACCCCAAAACCCCCAGCCACGGACACUUCAAAGAAAGCUGAAGGGGCAAUGCUACUAGACAUUAAGUGUAGGAGAAAUGCCCUGCAGGGUCUUUCUGAAUCCCCGGCAGCCAUAAUGUCUCCCUGUGGCCCUGGGGAGGAGGCGUGUGAAACCUGGUCUGGGGAUGGCACCGGGCCCUUAAGCACUGGUGGGCAGCUGGAGUCCAAUGCAGGCAAGGCCUGGAGGGGCAAGUGCACGUUCAUCAUUGUAGCUGUGGAACAGAAAGUUCCACAGGCCACCAGGAGGAAAGCUCGUGCACUCCUAGAAUCACGGUCUAGCGGCUUCCCAUGGGAAAGACCAGUGUCACCCAGAAGUACUGGCAUGGGCCCCUGUGAGUCUCCCAGAGCCUGGAAAACAUCGAUUUGUGAGCUGUCUUCAGCGCCUACACAGGGAGAGAGUGACAGAGCUCUUCAGCUGGUGGUCCAAAGCGCAGAGCUCAGGGGAGCUGUGGUCCCCAGAAACGCUUCCGAGGAGACGCCCCAGAAAGAGAGGAUACCUGAGGAAAUCCCGGUGCACACAGAGGGCACACAGCAGGCCGAGGCUCCGCCCUCUGCGGAGAGCCUGGAGCUCGAGCCAGGAGCUCCUGAGAUCCGGGGGGCGCUGGAGGAGCAGGACCCUGGCGCCUGCGCGCUUCCGACGCCAACACCGCCCCACCGGCUCCGCAAGGGCGCGCAGGAGUCCGGGAAGCGCCUGGCGUUCUUCAAGGCGACCUCUUUGAGGAAGGGCAAGCUCUUGGCGGCUGGGAGCCCGGGCCUGUCCGCAGGGGGCCGCACCUCGGGUUCGCCAGCGCCGGAAGAGCUCCACGCAGAGAGUCCCGUGGCUGCCGAAGGCUGGGACGAGUCGCCUUCGCCCCACGGGCAAAGGAGCGCUUCUCCCGGGACGGCGCCGCAGCGGGCAGACGAAGGCACCUCGGGGCCAGUAGAAGGCUGGCAUGAGGGGACACCAGGAGACCUCGGCGGCACAAGACCUUCCUCAGAAAGCUGUAACGCAAAGAGACUUAAAGUAACCGAGAGAAAGCUCAGGGCAAGAUUGGCCUCAGCCCAGAAGACCUUUUUUAAUCUUUUUGAGUCGAAGGUUGUAGAAAAAGAGAACGCUGCUGAACGCUCUUCGGACUCCCUCAAGGGCGAAAAGGAGAAGAGCAGGCCCCGCCACAGCUCCUGGCGUGCUUUUCUGAAAAGUAAAAAUGCGGAAGGCCUAGGCAGGCCUUCUUUAGUGAGUCCCUUCGGCCCCGGCCCCCCAGUGGCCAGCAGCUGCUGUGAGGAAAGUGCUGAGGACAAGGAGAGCUGUGUAUGUGGACAUCACUGGACGCCCCCGCCCUCCGCUGCACCUUUGUCAUCAGGGAGUCGAGUCUCUCCGGAACCCAGGAGGAAAAGCGAACCAACCAUCAAAUGCACAGCUCCCCAGGAGGGAGGUGGGUCCUUCCCUUCUGGUACCUUCCCUGAUCAGUGCUGGCUGCAGGCCCCCUCCAGCCUCGGAGACCAGCAAGCUGGCAUCAGCUGCACCCUUCCCUGCACCUCUGCCUGUUGCCCGGUCUGUGGACACCAAGGUAUACCCUGCAGACCCUUGAGCCCUAAGCCUCACAGUCCCAGGCCUGGAGCUCAGCUGGCCAGUCUCCGCUACCCUGGCAGGACCAGCGCCAUCUCCAUGAUUUCUCUAGGAAGCUACAGUGGAGUGGACAGCUGUUUGGAGAGCCCUGGAAAUCCUAAGACUCCCAAGGCCCGGACAAGCCUCCUGCUUUCUCUGCAGACCCUAAAUCUGGGUAACCAGAAGGAAGACAGCAGAACCAGCCAGUGUGGCCGCGGGCUGAGCACAGCGUCCUCGCUCAGGGACGAUCCUGGGCGUGAGAAUCACGUGCCGUGGGAAGGACCACCAGGUGAAAAGCCCAGCUGCUCCCAUUUUCACACAGAGCCAGCUCAGAAGCCACUCUGCACCCCUCGGGUAGUGCCGUGGACCUUGCCCUCCACCGCUGCAGAGGAUACUCCCAGAGAAGCCCCUCCGCAGCCCCGGAGACCCUUUGAGCACUCGCGUGUCAGUUGGGAUGACCUGUGGCUGGAGAAGAUGCAGGGGAAGAAGCCGGAGAAGCAGGUGCAGAUCCAGAAGAUGUGUGUGGAGAGAGCACACAGGGCUGGAGUGCAGUGCUGGAGGAAGAUGACUGCCGCCUCUCCAGAAUCUCUACAUCUCCCUAGAAGAAGCCAAACACUGUCCCAGAGUGCCCCCAGUGGACUGAACCUCACAGGCUGGCCGGAGCACACACCUGACACCGCAAUGCCGGAUGGAACCCUGGACACCGCCAUCCGCGCUGAAGAGGCGGGGAGCGAGGAGGACCUGUACGAGGACCUGCACAGCUCCAGCCACCACUACAGCCACCCCGCAGGGGGUGGGGAGCAGCUGGCCAUCAAUGAGCUCAUCAGCGAUGGCAGUGUGGUCUGUGCUGAAGCACUCUGGGACCAUGUCACCAUGGACGACCAAGAGCUGGGCUUCAAAGCUGGGGACGUCAUCGAAGUGAUGGAUGCCACCAACAGAGAGUGGUGGUGGGGCCGUGUCACCGACGGCGAGGGGUGGUUUCCAGCCAGCUUCGUGCGGCUGCGGGUGAACCAAGACGAGCCUGUGGAAGACGAUGAGGCCCCGCAGGCCCAGAACGGCGAGGCAGAGGACGGUGGAGCUGAGGUACAGAGCAGCAAGGACCAGAUGCGGACCAAUGUCAUCAAUGAGAUCCUCAGCACUGAGCGCGACUAUAUCAAGCACCUGCGAGACAUCUGCGAGGGCUACAUCAGGCAGUGCCGAAAACGCGCGGACAUGUUCAGUGAAGAGCAGUUGCACACCAUCUUCGGCAACAUCGAGGACAUCUACCGUUGCCAGAAGGCGUUCGUGAAGGCCCUGGAGCAGAAAUUCAACAGCAAAAGCCCACACUUGAGUGAGCUGGGUGCCUGCUUCCUGGAACAUCAAGCAGACUUCCAGAUUUACUCCGAAUACUGCAACAACCACCCCAACGCCUGCGUGGAGCUCUCGAGGCUCACCAAACUCAGCAAGUACGUGUACUUCUUUGAGGCCUGCAGGCUGCUGCAGAAGAUGAUUGACAUCUCUCUGGACGGCUUCCUGCUGACACCAGUACAGAAGAUCUGCAAGUACCCCCUGCAGUUGGCCGAGCUGCUUAAGUACACACACCCCCAACACAGGGACUUUAAGGAUGUUGAAGCUGCCUUGCAUGCCAUGAAGAAUGUGGCUCAGCUCAUCAACGAACGGAAACGGAGACUUGAAAACAUCGACAAGAUUGCUCACUGGCAGAGCUCCAUAGAGGACUGGGAGGGGGAAGAUCUCUUGGUUAGGAGCUCGGAACUCAUCUACUCGGGGGAGCUGACUCGUGUCACACAGCCUCAAGCCAAGAGCCAGCAGAGAAUGUUUUUUCUCUUCGACCACCAGCUCAUCUACUGUAAGAAGGACCUACUCCGCCGAGACGUGCUAUACUACAAGGGCAGGCUGGACAUGGAUGGCCUGGAGGUGGUGGACUUAGAGGAUGGGAAGGACCGAGACCUCCAUGUGAACAUCAAGAAUGCCUUCCGGCUGCACUGUGGCAUCUCAGGAGACAGCCAUCUACUGUGUGCCAGGAAGCCUGAGCAGAAGCAGCGCUGGCUGAAGGCCUUCGCCAGGGAGAGGGAGCAGGUGCAGCUGGACCAGGAGACAGGCUUCUCCAUCACUGAGCCGCAGAGGAAGCAGGCCAUGCUGAAUGCCAGCAGACAGCAGGCCACAGGGAAGCCCAAAGCUGUUAGCAGGCCCUGCUACCUGACACGCCAGAAGCACCCAACAGUGCCUGUCAGCCGGCCCCAACAGCAGGUCUUGGUCCUGGCAGAGCCCCGACGGAAACCAUCCACCUUCUGGCACAGCAUUAGCAGACUAGCACCCUUCCGCAAAUGAACCAGCACUCACCUGACAGCACUUUGUGGAUCUCUUCGCCCACAGCCCCAAGCUUUGCCUCCCCAAGGCCCGCUCCACCUGGCCAUUCUCUGCCUGAUUUGCAAACUGGAAGCGAGCAGGGCUAAGCAAAGGAGUUGCCAGUUGUUCACUUCUGGAUUUCAUCCCUGCUGCUGGUGCAGUGAAGAGACCAGCUGGGAGGUAGAUGCAGGGCUCCCGCACGAGCAGCACCUCCUGCAGCCUGCCUACCACCUCUCCGGCUCCACCUGCACUCUGGAGCCAGGGAGGCAUAGCUCAGACCAUCGGCAGGGCUGCCAUGCAGAAGUUGCUGGCUACUCCAGACUCCAGAAAUCUAAUCAUCCCUAAGCCUAUCUCUGGGCAGGAGAAGCUUGCCCUAUGGCCACCAGCCUCCUGCAAAGCCAGAUUGUGUGCCCCUCUGCCCUCCAGUUCUUAUAGGCCCACAACCCAGUGGGCCGGGCCAGGCCACUUGCAACCUCAGAAGGCAGGAAGCAGGAAUUCUGUGCCCAAAAUGUCUGGCCCAGAGCUGCCCUUCUGCCUCCUAGUCCCUCUAAACGCUGCUGGCUGCUGGAUACCUCUUCAUUUGUGAUGUUGGGUGUGUGUUGUGAGAACAAAACCAAACAGCCACAUAUGGAUGUUCAUGUUUUGUGACCAGUCCACCUGUAGCUGUAAGGUGGCUGCAGAAUCACGUGGUUUGUUUUGUUUGGAUUUUGUUGUAUUUUUUUUCUAGACAGAGAAAAAUAAUUGUUAGUGACACAGAAAGCCUUAUCCUAGUGAGCGUGAGAAGCCAUAAGGACUGAAUUCUUGGCCCAGGACCCAGGAUUGACCCACCCAGCCCAGGUGGCAGGCGUCAUGAGGCACCCACAUCCUGUGGGGAUGUGGGGGCUGCAGCCCACGCGUUGGCAUGGAGCCCACAGGACUCAGCAGCAGAGACGGUCACUCUUGCACUAUACCUUCUCCAAGCCAGAAACCACAUUAAUUUCAUAAAGAAACUUGUGAAAAGUAACCUGGCUGCCAGCCUCUUUGUUGGUGUGUGUGUGUCUGUGCAUUUUCUUCCACAUACACAACCCAGCUUUGCUUGCCUGCCACCCAGGGGAGGAAUGGGCCUAGAAGCAAGGGAAUAAGGACUGCAACCCCCAGAGCUGGCUAGGAAUGAGGCGCAGCUGACGCCAUUCCUCUCUGCCCUGGUCCCCAGGGCCUCCAGGCUGCUUCCCUUCCUUACUGCUCCUGGUGCAUUCUGCUGGGACUUUCUGGGGCUCAGCAUCAUCCCUGCUGAAUGGGAAGACCCCGGCCCCAAAAGCCAGGAGAGAAGCCUGAGGCCGCUUCCCUCUGUCUUCCACAGGGACACACAGCCCCUUACCCCACACAUACACUCCACUGCCUGCACAGCACCCCGACCAACCUCUGGCAAUUUCCUAACGUGUGAGAAGCUGCCAUACCUACCAGUCAAACUACACUGUAUCUGGGCAAAACUCAAUGAAACAACCAUGCAAAACAAAGUAUGCAACACAAGUCAAUCUUUAUUGAAAACUGCAGUAUUAAUACAUAACAAUUCAUUACAAUAAACGUGCCUUUAAGAAUUUUAAAUCUGAGCUCAUCCACUCAUCAGAUUGCAUAAAAAAUUAAAAUAGUAUGAAUUUACACCUAAUUGAACUGGCUCA